Aspergillus nidulans FGSC A4 is the source of this 3338-nucleotide messenger RNA. Its product is annotated as sporulation-specific 71 family protein. NCBI's taxonomy places the organism in Eukaryota, Fungi, Ascomycota, Eurotiomycetes, Eurotiales, Aspergillaceae. Bases 171 to 3338 code for a protein of 1055 amino acids. The record is from RefSeq and is a predicted model, not a curated record. The transcript has 3 exons. Gene Ontology annotation, biological process: ascospore-type prospore membrane formation.
CGAAAGAACCUUUUGGCACUACCAGCAUCUCAUCAUGAAUCGGUUGUUUGGGUGAUAUAUUUUUAAUCAAUCUACUUGGAAUAUCUGAAAGUGGGCUAAUAUUAUCUCUCUUCUCGAUCACGUUCGUCGAAUGGGAAUGCCUGGUGCUUUGCACCAAGAAUGUCGAUGACAUGGAGCAUGGCUGUCAGAACUCUGGUGACGGUCAUCCGGGCCUCGAACAAGACUCCUAUACACUCGAGAAGCUGCGUCACGCUUCCGCAACCCAUGUCCAUAUAACGAGUCGACGAUUCUUUAUUGGCCCUAUUCCCAAAAACUGGCUACAAAGCCAUCGCAAGUCAUGGUACAGAAAACGAUUGAGUUCCAGAGACUAUAGGUCCAGAGCCGUUACUUUUUCUGCAGAGUCGGAUUACGCUCAGGAAACAGGGCAAUCGGCAUCUGACCCCCCAUCGAUUGAACCGGAAGAGAAUGAGUCAGAGACGGAAAUAGAACAGGAUAGCGGUCAGGAAACCCCGCGGUUGACACAAGAUCUAAGGGUUUUGACCCACGAAUAUGAGGAUAAUGAUGAACCGCCGCCUUCGGUGGACCCCCGCGGCGGCGACACACCUGGGACAAAAACCGACUCGAGGUCUGCAUAUUUCACAGCAAGAGAAGGGAAUGCGAGUCUCUCUACUAUAACCCCAGUCCAAUCUGCAAGACAUGCACAAUUCCAGAAUUCGAGACUGCUAGCCGUUCCGCAUAGCGUGCGCGGGCGAAGCAUUCAUAGCCAUCUGAAUAAUACUCAGCCAUCUCUGCCAGCCACACCCAGCGAGUCCGGCUCGAUGGAGCCAUUAUUGUCGGUACCGCGAAACAAGGACAAAAGCGAACAGCACAGCGUCCCACCCGCAAGCCUGCAGCGACAUGAGCCUCAACGUGGAGUUUCAGAAGGGGACGACGGGUCAAACGACUGGCGACAGGACAGAACGUCUCGGGCUCCUCACAUUGCCAAUCCGUUGACCGUCAAUGAUAACCUACAUGCCAGGCGACGACGGAUUGCGUCCAAGAUUUCCAGGACGCAGGGCAGAGUUCCCGACUGGUUUUCUCGGCACAGGGUUGAAGUAGGCGAAGUUAUCAAAGCAGAAAAGAUGCUAAUCCGCGUCGAGGAAACGGCACAGGAUGAGUUACCCGAAGAUUACAGUGAAUUCGAUAGCCUUCGGAUGGAGACGCGAGUACAGGAUAACUGGAGAGAAUUUCUAGUAGUUUGCCGGUCAGCAUCCGACAAGGAAGCCCCUUAUACAUUGCAAAUGUACAAAACGCGAGUGAUACCCAAAAUACAGGAGCAAGGGAGAGCUUCUCCUUAUCACGAAAUUGCGCUUGGCCGGAAGACGGUUAAAGUAAACCUCUACUCGGCUCUGGAUAAGACAAUUGCGGUCUGGAAAAGGUCCAAGCGUGGAACGACGAUCUAUAUUCUGCGCCCUAAAUCAACUGCUCGUGCGGUAGAGUGGUAUACAUUCAUCGCAUACACUAUGGGUAGGCGCCGAGCCUCCUCGCUUGGGAUAACAGUACCGGAUCUCGCUGUCUCUUUAGUAUUUAACAACCCGUUCAAACAGGUAGGAUUUGCCAACAGUUCCGGACAUGAAGGGCCUGAGGAGAUUGUCAAGCAAACUUCUGCAUAUGACUCGAUAAUACAAGGCUGCUUGACGAUGCUGGAGGAUCGCCCAGAGUGGUCAGCGGUUAUGAAGAGAUGGACGAGUACGGAAAAGCUCGGACUGGCUUGGAAACGAUAUGAUCGACUAGAAUGGAUAUAUGGAGUUAAUGAGAAAGACAUGUAUGGCUCAGUCGGAAUGCAGGGAACACACGAACUUGAGCUACGACCGAAACAGCACUAUGACACUUCCGUUGGAUAUGGAGCAAAGAAGAAGGAAGAGCCCGCUCCAGUAGAAGGUUUCUUGAUUCGACUUACCUCUCAGACAGGAGCUCACCAGCGGAUGAACAGGAUGUUUUCCAAACGUCUUUACUUUUUCAGUCAAGAUCAUUACCUGUUUUUCUGCAAGCCAUCACAGGCCCUUCCUCCUACACCACCAUGGCUAAGCGCUCUGGACUCCGGUAUACCAUCUACUCAGGAAAUAUUGGACAAGGCCCCUCUCUCGUACGAGAUAGAUCCUUUUCCUUUGCAGGACGGGCAAAUAUCCUGGUUGUCCAUUGGAAAUACCGAACAUCAGAAGCGUCGCGAUGAGGAAGCAUAUGCUCAGUUUCAAAGGGACAUCCACAAUCUCAGCAAUGCCGACGGAUUCAUCAACCUGUGUCUGGUGCAAGAGGUACGCUCUAUUCCGGAUGAUUUCUCAUCUGCUUCAAAUACCCGGGAGACAUGCGAUCGUGGGAUUACGCAGCCAAAUGACCCAUCGCAGUUGCAAGCCGGUAAUGUUGGCGAGCAGUCUACUGACAACGCCGGAUUUGAAAUGCUCCUUGACAAUGGUCUAGUUGUGCGCUUCCAGGCAUAUAAUAGCGCAACAAGGGAUGAGUGGAUGCAGAGAUUAGACGCCUUGGUUCAAUAUUGGAAGGCAAGAAUUGUCGCAGAUGCUGCCGAGCUCAAGAACACUCGGCAGCGAAACCUCGAACUUCUGGGUAUGGACGAAGAGCUAGAGUCGGUGAUAGGGCAGUACGCGAAGAAGUGGGAGGUCAGGAAGGCAGAAGCCUCUCCUCUCCUGCAUAAUAUGUGCUCCUUAAUUGGCUGCCGGCCAAUAAAGACUAGCCCUAACCUUUCCAUGGAGAUGUCUGGCCUGCUGUAUAAGAAACCCCGACGCCAUGCAACCUUUAAGCGGUUCCAUGUCAUCCUCACGGCCGGAAAGCUCCUUGUGUACCACAGCUCCCUCCGCAAGUACAACGGCGCCGAAGUGCCCCAUGUCCACUCUACGCUUGAGUCCACCAUCGACCUCGAAAACUGCUACAUCUACUCUGGCCUCAUCGCAGAGAAUGACCUGCUUUAUUCUAACCAGACGUUCGACAGUAAUCAUCCGGGUCAUGGGGCCUUGCCACGAGUGUAUCUUUCCUCGGAUAUGUACACAAGUAGCGAUGAGGACACGGCAAUCACAUUUGUGAUUUGGCAGCCCCUCCGGAAGGGGCUUUUCCGGGCAAGAGAGCGCGAGGUGGAGGGCGGAGAGAGUGGCGAUGGACAUGGCGGUGGGAGGGUGAAGACACGACAGACACUGAAGCAGGUGUCGAAGCUGGGGGUGCAUGGUAGAACAAUUGUAUUCAAGGCGAGGAGUCGAGUGGAGAAGGAUCGGUGGGUGUUGUGUAUUGCAUCUGAGAUUAAUCGCUUACAGGAGGGGAAGGCUGAAGAUGUCAGGUUGACCUCGUCUUAG